AUGUCGAACCAUUUUUAUAGCCGCUCUAGCAACGGGUUGUCUGAUUCCUCCACUACGCCAGGACCUGUUGCCCAUUCUCCCGAAGAGUUAUUCCUGUGCAUGUGGGGUUAUCCGCACGGGUUACACUGCGACGACUUGAUUCGUGGUACCGAUCUGCAUAAUCACCUACGUGAAACUCACGAAAUUCGCGGAAAAGAGAGCGCGCGCGCCGAGUGCAGAUGGAACCAUUGUGGUCGGGAGUUCAACAUUGGGAGCCUUUGCGAGCAUGUGGAAGAAAUGCACAUGGGGAUUGCAUACUUCUGCGACUGCGGCAGCAAGUUCUCGCGCAGGGACACUCUUAGCAAUCAUAAGAAGAAUUGCUCGGGUCAGCGGUCCGGAACAGCCCAAUCGGUACCUACUAAUGUACGCAACUUGCCUGCAACUGCCGGUGACCCUAAAAAUUUUUCGGAAGCACAGAGGCCCGAUGGUCUCUAA
This is a messenger RNA of Suillus plorans, 474 nucleotides long. RefSeq lists its product as uncharacterized. Bases 1 to 474 code for a protein of 157 amino acids. NCBI's taxonomy places the organism in Eukaryota, Fungi, Basidiomycota, Agaricomycetes, Boletales, Suillaceae. The transcript is spliced from 4 exons. The record is from RefSeq and is a predicted model, not a curated record.